AUGGCCAAAACAGUUAAGAAGUGCUUAAAUGGUUGGGAACUAAAUUGUGUGCUUAGUGUUACCGUGGACAAUGCAUCUUCAAAUGACGUUGGAAUUCAACAUCUCAAAAGAUGGCUUCACUCUCAGAAUGGCAUAGUUUUGAAUGGAGAAUAUCUUCAUACACGUUGUUGUGCCCUCAUAUUAAACCUUAUUGUAAAGGAUGAGAUGAAAGAAGUUGAUGAUUCUAUUGUAAGAAUUCGUGCAGCGGUGAGGUAUGUGAGGCGUACUCCUUCGAGGUUUCAGAGAUUUAAGAAAUGUAUUGAUCAUGAAACAAUUGGAUAUAAAGGUUAUGUUGGGAGAGAUUGUGAGACUUGGUGGAACUCAACAUAUCUAAUGUUAAAGGGUGCAUUAAAACAUAAUAAGACCUUUACAGAGUUAGAAUUCAGAGAUCGGAAAUAUUUUAAUGAAAUGAGUAAGGACAAAGGAGUGCCUAGACCGGAAGAUUGGGAGCAUGUUGAGUUAAUCCUUCCAUUUCUACAGAUAUUUCAUGAAGCUACAAAGCGUAUUUCAAGAUCUUCUUAUGUGACAAGCAACAUGUAUAUGCUUGAGGUUUUUGGUGUUGGAAGAAGCAUUCUGAACAUGUGUAAUUCGGAAGAUCAAAAGGUAAGGUCAAUGGCUAUAAAGAUGAAGGCAAAGUACAAUAAAUAUUGGGGAAAACCUGACCACCUUAACAUGUUGUUAUUGAUUGCAAUGGUAUUAGACCCUAGAUGUAAAUUGAAGCUUGUGGUAUGGAUGGCAGCUAGGAUUUAUGAUACUAGUGAUGCAGAAUAUUUGAAAACCAAGGCAGUGUCUCGUCUAGGUAGUUCAGUUAAUCUAUCAGGUGGUUUUAAUGCAGUUAAUGAUCCGUACCAUUGUGUUGAAUUCUACCAAUCAGAUGAGUGCAGCACAUCAGAGAUAGAAUUACAGAAGUAUAUUCAAGAAGAAGUAGAAAAUCGUCCUCCAAAUUUUGAUGUGCUAGAGUGGUGGAAGGUGAAUUCAAGCCGAUAUCCAAUACUUGCAAGCAUUGCAAGAGAGGUUUUAGCCAUACCGAUAUCCAGUGUAGCCUUUGAAUCAGCUUUCAGUACCGGAGGAAGAAUCCUUGAUGCAUAUCGUUGUUCUUUAACAUCGGCUAGUGUGGAAGCACUUAUGUGUACUGAAGAUUGGCUCAAAGGAGUAGUUCCAUCUUUCCUUAGUAGUGAGGAUCUCGAUAAUAUUGAUCGAAUUGAGGAUUGUAAGAUGUCAAAAGAUAUAAAAACUAGUAACUAUAUUCUGCGCCAGAUGCGGGAAGUUGCUCAUCCUUUGUGUCAGUUGUUGAUGAUUGAGGUUUUUUCACAUGAAUAUCUAAUCCUCGUUACUACUCCAAAAACUAAGUUUAUGUUUGUGGGUGAAUUUGGCGUAAUCCUCAUUACUACUCCAAAAACUAAGUUUAUGUUUGUGGGUGAAUUUGGCAAAAUUACAGAGAUGUUUUUUAAUAAAUUUUAG
This is a messenger RNA of Lathyrus oleraceus (garden pea), 1500 nucleotides long. Its product is annotated as zinc finger BED domain-containing protein RICESLEEPER 2-like. The record is from RefSeq and is a predicted model, not a curated record. Bases 1 to 1500 code for a protein of 499 amino acids. The transcript has 4 exons. Gene Ontology annotation, molecular function: protein dimerization activity; DNA binding. NCBI's taxonomy places the organism in Eukaryota, Viridiplantae, Streptophyta, Magnoliopsida, Fabales, Fabaceae.